Xyrichtys novacula (pearly razorfish) is the source of this 5621-nucleotide messenger RNA. The record is from the annotation of a GenBank genome assembly. NCBI's taxonomy places the organism in Eukaryota, Metazoa, Chordata, Actinopteri, Labriformes, Labridae.
AGGACAACUGUGCGAAAACGGACAAACAUUCACCGUGAAAUGGUGGAGUCUCACGGUCGUUAGUUGGAUUGUAUUUUGAGGAUUUUCUUUUUCUUUUUUUUUUUUAAAUCUUCUUGACGUUUAUUAUCAGUUUAUCAUGACACUUCUGGUCUACCUGACCUUACUGACAACAGCAGUCAUCACACAGGUGAGAAGUUUCUCUUCUGAUAGAGGGUUUUGGUUGAGCUGAAAGUCUGUUUACAUGAUUACUUUUUCAAAAUCGAGAUUAUUUUAAUACGUUUUCUAUCAGAGAGUAAAAAAGUUGAUCAAUCUUUGCCCUGAAGAGGAGGCUAUGACUGUCAUAAACAUGCAUAAGUGUAAAUAAAACAGAAAUUGGCUGCAUAGAGAGUUUAUAGACAUGUUUAAUCAUCAGAGAGUUGCUCUUGAUAAAGAAAACAAAUGAUUAACAGUGAUCUCUCUGGUGCCUUCAACCUUAAUAGUGGAUAAACCAAAGUUUUGUAAACAUAGUGAAGUAAGUGAAGUUUUAAUCUCAGUAAUUCUUAUUAAACAAUGAGUGUAGAUUUCCUUCCUGGCAUUAGCAUGUCUGCUCACGUCCCUUUUGAAGCACAGUAUUAUGUUGAUACUACUGAGUGAAACAAGUUGGCUCUAGCACCCAGAGAUGAUUCAAAUCAGGAGCCAACAAGGGACUUGGUACAAAUCUGUCUGUCUAGACACACAAAGGCUGACUGGCCGGCUCCAGCUUGACUUUGUGUGCUUCAAAAAUCUCAACCAAUCUUAGCAGAAGAUAUUAAAUCAAAAAUAAGAAAAGAAAAGAUGACACUAUGUGAACUGAACCCAAUAAUCUAGAAUAAUCUACAUCUACUUUACGUCUGAAUUUUCCCAUUUCUUCUAAAAAAGACACAUCUCUAUCUUUUCCUUCAGGUAUCUGCUGGCUGCCCAGCUGUGUGUGAGUGCCCCACAGAGCCCCUGAUUUGCCCCCCAGGAGUUAGCGCCGUGCCAGAUGUAUGUGGGUGCUGCAAGGUGUGUGCAGCACAGCUCAACCAGGACUGCAGCCCCAUGAGGCCUUGUGACCACCACAAAGGGCUGGAGUGUAAUUACGGCAACGAUGUGAGCAUGGCCUGGGGCGUCUGUCGAGGUGAGUGGGGGGGGGGGGGGCACCUCGAAAAGAGAAGCCUUUGUUACACAUGGGAACUUUUUGUCUUGGUUUUCACAGGAUAGUAUUGAAAAAAGUCUGAAUAUUCUUGACUAUCAAACCGAAUUCAAGUGGUGGUAAAAAGCAACAUGCAAACUCGCACAUCAAGAAACAAGCAGGGGUGUACUUUAAUGAGUAGUACAUGUUUCAUGAUGGCAACAGGGGGGGUUUCACAGAUAAAAAUACACUCCCCCAUGUUCACUAUGCCAGUGCUGCCCCCACAAACUAUGAAUAGCUGCCUCUUCUCUUCUUAGGAAACAUGGUAUUUAACACUUCCUGUGUCCUUAUUUCUAAAGCCUCUGUGUUGAGUUAUUGUGAGGUUGUUUUUAUUUUUUGGUUAAACAGGAGAACUUAUUAUUUUACAGUGAGAGUGUCUGUUUAAUUAUCCUCAAACGCUGUAGUGAAAGUUCAGUCAUUGAUAUCUUUGAAGCAGUUGGAUGCACUUGUGUUUCUGAAUGGUUGCCUUUUGGUUGGCGUGCUACACAUCCCGCCACACUCAAUGUGUGUGUGUUGUGAUGUGUUGUUUUAACUGAGUUGUUUGUUUCCUUUUAGCAAAAUCAGAGGGACGCACCUGUGAGUACAGCGGCAGGAUCUACCAGAAUGGUGAGACUUUCCGCGCUGGCUGUAAACACCAGUGUACCUGCAUAGACAGCGCUGUCGGCUGUGCUCCUCUCUGUAACAACAAGCUGCCUCCGGCCUCUCCAUCGUGCCCCUACCCACGGCUGGUCAGGAUACCCGGGCAGUGCUGCUUCAGUGUGGACUGCAAUAAAGGCACUUGGAGGCUUCCACCCAAGUAUAAGGUACGUUUACUAAUCAUAAUGACAAAACACUCUUUCAAUGAGGGACAGACAAAUAUUAAACUUCCUGUGAGGAACUUUGGGUUUGUGGUGAUUUUGGCGCCCCCUAUGGACAAGGAAGUACCUCUAAUCUCUCUGCUCCCCUUGUUUUUUACAUGUGCAACCAGUGUUUUCUGAUAGAAUCUUCUCAUGUUUUCUUGUUACAGUCAAAUAAACCACUCACUGUUAGUCAUUACCAUGGAAAAUGUAAACAAAGGCUGUUUCUGCAGGACGCUGCGAAUAGUUGGCUACCAUUUGACACCUACUUGGUGGCAGUCAGUACGUUUACAUGACACUUGAGUAAACCAAAUUAUCACCUUACUUCGAUUAAGAUCGGACAACUGAAGUGCAUGUAAACACCUUAGUCUCUGAUUAAGAUAACUCUGAUUAAGACAUCCAGAAAAUGCGAUUGGAAUUCGAUUUUCUCUACCAUGUAACCAGCAUAGUCGGAGUAUGAUUGGACAAUAAAUGUGCGUGUGCACCACGCCCCUGUAACCCCAGAACAAAAACACCAGAGAAGAGGAGUAGCAUGCAUCUCGUCUGCAGAAAAAGUAGCGCGCACAUUAUGUCCAUCUUCUUGCUUGAAAAUGCCCAGCAGCAGAUGUAGCCACUUCUGUUGUUGUAUGGGGUCAAUCGGAAACAGCGCCACUGAAAAGACCCAAAUCGCCCCCUAGUUUUGGGGAGGAGGACACGGUCAUGUCAAUAAUUCAAUUUUCUCAGCUGCAUGUAUACAUGGAGAAAGACAUAAGUUUGAUUUAGUGAAAAAACGAAUUAUGAGCUUAGUUCGAUUAAGCUGUACAUGUAAACGCGCCGACUGAUUACAAGCAUUGAUGAUAACUAAAUAUAAAUCCUGUCACUGAUGGACUUGUUUGCCUUUUAGGUCACAGUGAAGCUUCAGUAUUACUAAAAACUCCUUAAUGAAGCUUUAAACAGUAUUGUCUUGACGUAGGAAAAAAUUCCUGUUAAACUGUGUCAAAAACUCUUCGUGCUUAAAUCAUAAUGAAGACUCCAGCUGGCUCAAAAAUUCAGCUAACCCUCUCAUAAUCAGGGCGCCAUGGUGUUAAAAACACUGUGAAAAACACACAGAAGACAGACAUAACUCCAUCUCAGAUAAAUCCCCUCGCAAACAGCACUGUCUCUUCUUAUCUUAACCUCAUGUAACAGGUACCUCCACCACAACAACACCUGCCCAGACCACAGCACCAUCCUGCCCCGCAGAAGCCUGAAAACAAGCUGGUCAAUGUGCUGACAGACUUCAAGUCUGACGGCUGGGAGAGGGAACACGGCUACAAACACCUGCUGGGUGAGAGACUGAGAGGGGAUUAGGUGGUAUCAGUUAUGACACUAGACUCAGAUUUUUGUCAUGCAUGUUGUUCAGUGGUGGGUACAGGUCUUGAUGCAUGUAUGGCUAGUGAUUUAUAUGUGAAUUCAACAAAGUCAUAUAAUCUAAUUCAAUAUCUAAAACCUUAAACUUGUCAUCAUCUCAACAAAAAACAAGAGAGUAGGACAUAGACUAAAAUGCUUGUAUGCUUCCGGGGUUCAAAUAAAUAGAGUAGCUGUUAAUUUUUUGAUUUUUACAAUCUCAGUCACUCUUUUAUUUCUUCUUUAGGGUCACCUUUCGUCACCAUUGUAGUUCAAACAAUUUUGCCUGAGGUUUAGCAUAAAAACAUGAAAUCAAUGGCAAGUGAGAACUGAUCAAAAAGUAUAGCCAUGGCAUAUUAAAAUGUGUUUUUUCCAGUAUUUGUUUACAGAGUAAAGCUUUGCAUUGAUACAUUUUGCAGGAUAAUGACACCCACUAAAGUAACUUAUUCCUAAAGUAUAGGGAUGCAAUUUUUUGUUUAAGGGUGCAUGUGUGUUUUCUAAAUUCAAUCCUAAUCUAAUGAAAUUAAAUAAAUGUUGACUGGAAGUAGUCACACUGUCGUCAAAGUCAACUAAUAAGUUAUCCAAACAUUAUAAAUACUUUGCCCCUUGUUUGCAAUCAAUCAAAGAAGCUACCAUUCAUAAAGCUACACUGGCUAAAAAAGACUUUUAAAAUGCAUCUUAUUUUUAUGUAAUAUAAUUUUCUUUUAUUUUUCUUACUCGUGAGUUAUCCUGUGUGCCCAUAAGUGGUCCUAACUCCAGGAUGCAAGCUGCUGGCCUGACUAGUGUUAUAGUUUUUGUCCCUGUCUUCACUCUUCCACAGUGUGGAAUAAUCUGAAGGAGAAGAAGUGUCCAGUUCAGACCACUGAAUGGUCCCAGUGCUCCCGCAGCUGUGGGAUGGGCAUAUCCUCUAGGAUCACUAACAAGAACCCCCAGUGCAAGCUGGAGAGGGAGACCAGAAUCUGCACCAUCCGGCCAUGUGACGUCCUCACAGUCCCAGCUAAGGUGAAGGAAACUCGACAUGACUCAAACUGCUGCAGACAGACAGACAGACAGACAGACAGACAAAGAGCAGAGGUCGAACAUCAACACAACUUAUCUCAAAAUUUAUCUCUCAUGGCCGAACUUUGACACUCUGUAAUAACACUUAAAAACAAGGAAGUAAUUCACCUUCAAACUGUGUCUGACGACACUUGAAGAAACAAAAUAGCUGCUUCCUUGUUUCCCUCUUUAACCAGAGACUGAACAUGUUGAAUUCAUGCGGCAAAGAAUGAAAAAUUAGAUGGUCUUGUUCAGAGUAAAUAUGCUCUUCGUGCCAAAGCCAUCUUUAUCUCCAGUUUAAGAACAGAGAUUAUCUCAGCGGUACUUUGGGGAAGCGCCACAUCCAGUGGGAACCGGGCAGUGCUGAUUUACACAGCCGUGUUUUGGUGGCAGGCAGGCGCCUUUUUAAAUAUAGUCCCCCACCCCCGGCAUUCCUGCCAAGCAACUGUCCAUAGCUAGGCCCCGUCUGUGUACUCAGAGUCCAGGGAUGUGGUGUGUCUAUAUUAAUCCUCCAUGUUGGAGAAACACUCAAAGGCCUUUUCUCUGCUUCACUGAGUUAAAAUCUCUGAAGCCAAGACCAAUCAGGUGUCAGUGUGUUUAACAGGAAGGCACACUAAAAUGUUGAAUAGAUGCGUAAUCUUAUAAUUGAUCUCUUAAAUCCAAAAAUAAUCCAUCUCUUAAUCCCAGUUUGGGCACAACAAGUUGAAGUGCAGUCCUCUUAAUAUGGAAGUAAUGAGUUUGGAUGCAAGCCGCUUAAAUUUGACGUUACGUAAAAGGACAUUUGAGUCUAAGCUCAAAAUGGUCAUAUCACUUGUUUGGCUUAAAACUCCUCAUCAAGACCUUUAAACUUCACCUUUUUUUUUUUUUACCUGAUCCUCCAGUUACAGAAAGGGAAGAAGUGCUCUCCAGCCCAGAAAGCCUCCGAGCCCACCCGCCUGUCCUACGGAGAGUGUUUGAGCGCCCGUCUUUACAGGCCCAACUACUGUGGCGUCUGCACAGACAACCGCUGCUGCUCGCCACGCCGCACACGCACUCUGCCUGUGAUAUUUGUCUGCCCGGAUGGCGAGCGUUUCCAAAGGCUGGCCAUGUUCAUCCAGUCAUGUAAAUGCAGCGAUGACUGCGGCCACUUAAAUGAAGUGGCGCUCCCUCCGCAACACUGGAUGUACGGAGACACACACAAGUUCAUCGACUAG